CCUCACCUUGUGAUCCCACAUUUAUACUGGGCUGUGCUCCCUGCAAUGUGAUCUGCUCCAUUAUUUUCCAGAAUCGUUUUGAUUAUAAAGAUGAAGAUUUUCUUAACUUGUUAGAAAAAUUUAAUGAAAAUACCAUGAUUCUGAGCUCCCCAUGGAUUCAGAUUUGCAACACUUUUCCUGCUGUCAUUGAUUAUUUGCCAGGGAUUCAUAACAAAGUUCUUAAAAAUGUGGAAUCUAUAAGAAGUUAUGUUUUGAAAAAGGUAAAAGAACACCAAGAAUCUCUGGACGUUAAUAACCCUCAGGACUUUAUUGAUUGUUUCCUGAUAAAAAUUAAGCAGGAAAAGCACAGCCAGCAAUCUGAAUUUAUUAUUGAAAACUUGGUAAACACUGUAAAUGAUUUGUUCGGAGCUGGGACGGAGACAACAAGCACAACCCUGAGAUAUGCUCUCCUGCUUCUGCUGAAACACCCUGAAGUGGCAGCUAAAGUCCGGAAAGAGAUUGACCACGUGAUUGGCAGAGACCGGAGUCCCUGCAUGCAGGACAGGAGCCACAUGCCCUACACGGAUGCUGUGAUUCAUGAGGUCCAGAGAUACAUUGACCUUAUCCCCACCAACCUGCCCCAUGCAGUGACCCGAGACAUUAAAUUCAGGAACUACCUCAUCCCCAAG
Messenger RNA from Carlito syrichta (Philippine tarsier), 668 nucleotides. RefSeq names its product cytochrome P450 2C42-like. The transcript has 4 exons. The annotation marks the transcript as partial. The record is from RefSeq and is a predicted model, not a curated record. Gene Ontology annotation, biological process: xenobiotic metabolic process. Gene Ontology annotation, molecular function: oxidoreductase activity, acting on paired donors, with incorporation or reduction of molecular oxygen, reduced flavin or flavoprotein as one donor, and incorporation of one atom of oxygen; iron ion binding; heme binding. Gene Ontology annotation, cellular component: intracellular membrane-bounded organelle; cytoplasm. NCBI's taxonomy places the organism in Eukaryota, Metazoa, Chordata, Mammalia, Primates, Tarsiidae.